Durusdinium trenchii is the source of this 1657-nucleotide messenger RNA. NCBI's taxonomy places the organism in Eukaryota, Dinophyceae, Suessiales, Symbiodiniaceae. The record is from the annotation of a GenBank genome assembly.
CAAGUUGGCUCCAUCUGAGAAGCCUUUUUUGAAGCCUUGUGCGCGAGCCUCCAGGUUUCGGGACUUUCGGGACUUUCGAUGUCUUACAAUUUGGCGGAGGUCGCCAAGCACAACAGCAAGACAGAUUGCUGGGUCGUGGUGGAUGGACAAGUCCUUGACGUGACAUCUUUCUUGUCGGAGCAUCCGGGUGGCGAGCUUGCGAUCAUUACCUUUGCAGGCAAGGAUGCCACUGAGGAGUUUAACAUGAUCCACCCACCAGAUGUUAUUGGAAAGUACGCGCCCGACUCCAUCAUUGGCAAAGUUGGUGCUGGAGGCGCAGCUCCUGCAGCACCUGUGGCCUCUGGCGGCGGCGGCGGCGGUGGUGGAAUGACUAUGGCUGAGGUUGCCAAGCACAACAGCAAGAGCGACUGCUGGGUUGUCGUGGAUGGCCAAGUUUUGAACUGCACCCAGUUCUUGUCCGAGCACCCAGGCGGUGAGUUGGCAAUCCUGACCUUUGCGGGCAAGGACGCAACAGAGGAGUUCAACAUGAUCCACCCGCCCGAUGUGAUUGGAAAAUAUGCCCCUGACGCGAUCAUUGGAAAGCUCGGCGCCGGUGCUCCGGCCGCAGCGCCUGCUGCGGCGGCGCCAAGUGCAUCCCAGCCUCUCUUGGACAAGGGACACCAGGGAAAGAACUGGUCCAAAUCUGAGAAGAACCGCGAAGUGCGAAUGAAGGGCGAGGGCAAGGUUAGUGGAUGGAUUGGUGCUAUCAUGUACAUGGUCCUGGGAUUCCUGAAGGAGGUUCUUUUCACCAUUUUCCCGCAGAAGAAUGUGAACUUCAGCAGUGAUCGUGUUGGACUCACCCGCUCAGCCAUGUUCCUCUUUGUUUUCAUCAUUAUCCACGCAGUUGGAAACUUGCAUGUCUUCCUCGGACCAGAUGACUUCAACGGCUACGGCUACUUCUACGUCCGGCUGUACUGGACAGGUUUCGGUCUGCAAGCCAACAUCGUGGAGGAAUACAUCCUGCUGGCCGCAUUGCUGCACGUUGUGGUUGCAAUCAAAAGGACCUGGGACAUCAGUGUGAACUAUGCCCUGAACUCUGGAAAGAUGAACUUGGCCAUCUCUGGCGUGACCCUUCUGACCUUCAUGAUGAUUCACUUGUACCAGUUCCGCUUCGGUGCAACACAGCCUUGGACACUGUGCCCUCCACCAUACCUGCUGAACUUGAAGACACUCCUGGCCUUGCGUUUGAACCUUUUCUGGGUGGACGAUCCCGGCUGCAAGGAAGUUGCCGUGCGCGACAUCUACCGAAUGGAGUUCGAAGUCUUCCAAUCAUUGGGCUGGGUGCUCUUCUAUUUGGCUGCAGUCAUCAUCUUCAGCACACACAUGUGCCUCGGUUGGCAGAAGGUCGUCCCCGCACCAGCCUUGGAAAUCCCCAAGAAGUACCACAGCAGGGCCACCCACAUGGGCUACAUCUUCACAAUCUUCAUUGCAGUAGUCUAUGCCAGCUUCCCCUUCUAUUGUCACAUCUUCAGCAUGUCCAGUGGCAGCCUGAGCAAAGAGCCUGCAACACCCUGAAGCCAUGUUUCCUUCCCGCUCUCGCAUAGUUUGAUCACACGUCGUGAGUUCUGAGCCACCGCAAGAGAGGACCCAGCUGCAAUGGCUUUGGUGAAAACACUAA